Molecule: messenger RNA, 2016 nt
Organism: Enhydra lutris kenyoni (northern sea otter)
Lineage: Eukaryota; Metazoa; Chordata; Mammalia; Carnivora; Mustelidae
Product: polypeptide N-acetylgalactosaminyltransferase like 6
Exons: 13
Coding region: 211-2016 (601 amino acids)
Cellular component (GO): Golgi apparatus
Source: RefSeq, a predicted model, not a curated record
AGCACGCUGGCUUCAGAGGGAGUUGAACUUGAGUCCAGAUGCCCAACUCCCUCUGAAUCGUGCAGAUUGGUGCUGAGCACGCAACAAAAGUUUUUAGCUUCUCCUCAGUUUCUGGUGCUUCGCAGGGGAGAGGAAAGGACUUUGGCGUUAAACACAAGAAGCAGUCAGGGAGCCAUCUCCUUUAACUUUUCUUCUCUGUUACCAUUUGCAAUGAAGAGGAAACAGAAGAGAUUUCUGCAGAUGACUUUGUUAUUCAUGGUGGCUUUAAUUUUCCUGCCCAAUAUUGGUCUCUGGUCUCUGUACAAGGAUAAGCACUUGGUGAAAUCCACGGAACCCGGGGAGCAGCAGACAUUUCCACUGGGCCUGGGAGAUGGGCAAUUCUAUGCAUGGACAGAUGGUUUGAGAAGAAAGGACUGGCAUGACUAUGAAAGCAUUCAGAAAGAGGCUAUGCGCUCAGGGAAAGGUGAGCAUGGGAAACCUUACCCCCUCACUGAAGAGGACCAUGAUGACUCAGCUUACAGGGAAAACGGUUUCAAUAUUUUUGUCAGCAACAAUAUUGCUCUAGAGCGGUCCCUGCCAGAUAUUCGCCACGCUAAUUGUAAGCACAAGAUGUACCUGGAAAGGCUGCCAAAUACCAGCAUCAUUAUCCCAUUUCAUAAUGAAGGUUGGACUUCACUCCUGCGUACCAUCCACAGUAUAAUUAACCGAACCCCAGAGACUCUGAUAGCAGAAAUCAUUCUGGUAGAUGACUUCAGUGAUAGAGAACACUUGAAGGAUAAGUUAGAAGAAUAUAUGGCCCGCUUUUCCAAAGUAAGGAUUGUUCGCACCAAGAAAAGGGAAGGGCUCAUCCGGACCCGCCUCUUGGGGGCAUCUAUGGCCAGAGGAGAAGUCCUGACGUUCCUGGAUUCCCACUGCGAGGUCAAUGUGAACUGGCUGCCCCCGCUCCUUAACCAAAUUGCACUAAACCACAAAACCAUCGUGUGCCCCAUGAUCGAUGUCAUUGACCACAACCACUUUGGGUAUGAGGCACAAGCUGGGGAUGCCAUGCGAGGCGCCUUCGACUGGGAAAUGUACUACAAAAGGAUCCCCAUCCCUCCAGAGCUCCAGAGGGCAGAUCCCAGCGACCCUUUUGAGUCUCCUGUUAUGGCUGGAGGUCUCUUCGCCGUGGAUCGAAAAUGGUUUUGGGAGUUGGGUGGCUAUGAUCCAGGUUUAGAAAUCUGGGGAGGAGAACAAUAUGAAAUCUCUUUUAAGGUUUGGAUGUGUGGAGGAGAGAUGUUUGAUGUCCCAUGUUCUAGAGUUGGUCAUAUCUACAGGAAGUACGUUCCCUAUAAAGUCCCUUCCGGGACCAGCCUGGCAAGAAACCUGAAGCGGGUGGCUGAGACCUGGAUGGAUGAAUUCGCUGAGUACAUUUACCAGCGGCGCCCAGAAUACAGGCACCUCUCCACCGGGGACAUCUCCGCCCAGAAGGAACUGCGCAAACAGCUCAAGUGCAAGGACUUCAAAUGGUUCAUGGCUGCGGUGGCCUGGGAUGUGCCUAAGUACUACCCUCCAGUGGAGCCCCCGCCGGCGGCCUGGGGGGAGAUUCGAAACCUGGCAGCAAAUCUCUGUGUAGACAGCAAGCAUGGGGCCACCGGCACUGAACUGAGGCUGGACAUCUGCGUCAAGGAUGGUUCUGAAAGGACGUGGUCUCACGAACAGCUCUUUACUUUUGGAUGGAGAGAAGACAUUCGACCUGGUGAGCCAUUGCACACCCGGAAAUUCUGCUUCGAUGCAAUCUCGCACAACAGUGCGGUCACUCUCUAUGACUGUCAUGGCAUGAAGGGGAACCAGCUCUGGGGAUACAGAAAGGACAGAACAUUAUUCCAUUCUGUGAGCAACAGCUGCAUGGACUGCAACCCCGCAGAGAAGAAGAUUUUCAUGGCCAGAUGUGACCCUCUAUCUGAGACUCAGCAGUGGAUUUUUGAACAUAUUAAUAUGACUGUUUUAGAAAAAUUUAACCACCACGCCAGCUCCUAG